CUUCCUUUCUUCUUCCCUCCCUGCUGCACAGCUCCCUUGCUCCAGAAGCGCGAUGCUGCCUCACCUGAGGAUUCAGAGCUGCCUCCAGGCCCUUGCAGGAGAAGUGCAGCUGCUCAGGAGAGGGAGGCUUCCCCAGCACCUGCCAAGAAAGUCUGUGCCACCUCUGCACUUGUUGGGGCUUCACCAGUGGAACCAUCAAGAGAGCUCAUCCAGAGAUUUAAUCUCCGCAAGCUCACGGUUCCACUGGUUCGCCUGGACCUGAAACGCCAUCCUGAGCUCAUGGUUCACCUCACUCCAGUCGACCCUGAAGCUGCUUGCAGGGCCCUUGGACAGAGCAACAGCUGCUCAUCUUCUCAGCAGCACAGCCCAGCCUGCCACCCAUCAGCUCCUUGGUGCCAGAAGCGCAGUGCUGCCUCACCUGAGGAUUCAGAGCUGCCUCCAGGCCCUUCCAGGACAAGUCCAGAUCCUCAAGGGCGUGAAGCUUCCCCAGCACGUGCCAAGAAAGUGUUUGCUGCAUCUGGACUUGGGGUUUCAUCAGGCCAGCCAGGCACACACAAAUUUCAAUUCCAGCCAGAGCUCAUGACUCCACCAUUUCCUGCGCACCAUCAAAGCACUUCUGCGGCCUCUCCAGAGAGCAGCAGCUGCACUUCUCCAGAGCAGCACUUGCCAGCCAACAUCCCAUCAGCCGCCCCGGGCACUUCAGUCCCCAGUGCUCCAGCUGGCAGUGCUGGUUAUGCAGCAUGGAGAGCCCCAAGCUGGGUAUGGAGUACUCCUGGGGAAGAGGAAUUGCCACCGCUGGAUCUGGACCUUGUUCUGGAGACACUGGAGGAGAUGCUUUCACCAUCUGUGCCUGAAAGGUCUCCCUCUGCUCAGGUCAAUGCUAGUGUUGCCCGUGGCUCUUCAGGAGGGGAGGCUGUGAACAAGGCUGCAGCAGAGGGAGCUUUGCCUGCUUGCGGGAGCUGUGUGAACGUUUGCCAGGAGCCCGAGGAGCUUGAUAUCCAUGUGAUCUACCUGGCCAGAAGGGCUGCCCUGCGUGGGAAGAAGGAUCAGAGGGAGAGCCUGUGACCAUCGGGCAGGUGGCAUCCCUCUGUUUAUAGAUAUAGUUAGAGAUUUUUUAUCUUGAUUUAUUUAUACAUAUAGUUACAAGUAUAGAUUGAUAGAGUUGUAUUUAUAGGUGUAUCUAUUUAUCCAUCUGUAGAGUUUGUAUGUAUAGUUAUGGAUGCAAUAGGAUUUUAUUUCUAUGUAUACAGUUAGAUUUAUAGAUUUUCAAAUUUGCAUAGAUAUAUGUAGAGAGUAACAUUUAUAUGCACACACAGUUACAUUUAUAAAUGUGCAUAGUUCUUUAGUUAGAGCUCUAUGGAUGUAGAGGCCCAUAGAUUGAGCUGUGUAGGCCUAGGCUGCAUUUUUGCCUCUUUCCCCCUUGGCUGCCUUUUUCAUCUCUUGUUUUUCCCGCUGUGCCCCUUGUGUCCCCCUGUGCUGGGUCCGAGCUGGGGCCGGGCCAGGCGGAGCAGCAGUUGCAGCCCUGGCUGUCCCUGGAGCGGUGGGAGCUGCCGCUGGCCCCAGGCACUGUCCUGUGAGGAGCUGCUGAAGGACGCUGAGACUGAGGGGGCUGAGGAGGCGCUGA
Cyanistes caeruleus (blue tit) is the source of this 1624-nucleotide messenger RNA. NCBI's taxonomy places the organism in Eukaryota, Metazoa, Chordata, Aves, Passeriformes, Paridae. The record is from RefSeq and is a predicted model, not a curated record.